This is a messenger RNA of Myxocyprinus asiaticus (Chinese sucker), 4925 nucleotides long. Its product is annotated as pannexin-2-like. Gene Ontology annotation, molecular function: channel activity. Lineage: Eukaryota; Metazoa; Chordata; Actinopteri; Cypriniformes; Catostomidae. Bases 508 to 2469 code for a protein of 653 amino acids. Gene Ontology annotation, biological process: positive regulation of interleukin-1 production; monoatomic cation transport. The record is from RefSeq and is a predicted model, not a curated record. The transcript has 6 exons.
CUGAGUGAAGCACAAGUCACCGCAUCUGCGUCCUUUGUUUUUGGGAUUCUGUCGUUGUGCGUUGAUCUUUCUUAAUAUUGAUUAUUUGAUAAUGGGCUUCGGGCGGUGCGCGUUCCUUAUUACCAUUGACUGGCAGACUGGCACAGGUUUUUGGAGAAGUGGAGUAGUUUCACUAACAAAUUCAUCUCUGCUGUCCACAUAAGAUGCACCAACAAAAAAAUCAACUCUGAUUUCCCUCUCUUCAGUCUACCUUUGACAAGAUCAGAAAGGGCACAAUCCAUCAACAGGCCAGCCUUCUCAGGCUGAACACAAUGUUCUCUUUGUGACUUUUAGAAGAUUCACUUUCAUCCUUUAAGUUAACACCUUUUACAUUAAACAUAACUCAUUAUAUUAUUGCAGAAAACAGCCCUCAGCCAAUCCAGUGGCUGACGGGUUAGGAGGAGGGGCUUCAGGAGUAUCCCAAUAGGAGUGUUGUGAGGUUAGUAGCGAGCAGGUUGCUGGUGCCGAAUGCAGAACAUCCUCGAGCAGAACUUGGACAUGGCCACAGCUCUGCUUGCGGGUGAAAAGCUGAAGGAGUUGAUCCUGCCGGGUUCCACCCAGGAUGAGAAGGGUGGGGUACUCGCUGGUCUCAUGGUGCAGCUCAAACUAGAGUUGCCCUUUGACCGGGUCGUCACCAUAGGAACUGUCAUCAUCCCUAUACUGCUGGUCACAUUAGUGUUCACACGGAACUUUGCAGAGGAAUCUAUAUAUUGCUACACACCACACAACUUCACACGAGAUCAGGCCCUGUAUGCCAGAGGCUACUGCUGGACGGAGCUGCGGGAUGCAGUACCUGGUGUCGACCCUGAACUCCGGCCCUCCCUGUUUGAGCACAAGUUUCUGCCUUAUGCUCUGCUGGCCUUUGCAGGCAUAAUGUAUAUACCUGCCCUGGGAUGGGAGUUCCUGGCCUCCACUCGCCUCACCUCUGAGCUCAACUUCCUCCUUCAAGAGAUCGACAACUGCUACCACAGGGCAGCCGAGGGCCGAGCACCCAAGAUUGAGAAGCAGAUCCAGUCCAAAGGGCCAGGGAUUACAGAACGCGAGCGACGUGAGAUCAUUGAGAAUGCUGAGAAGGAGAAGAGCCCUGAGCAAAACCUCUUUGAAAAGUAUCUAGAAAGGCGAGGGCAGAAUAAUUUUCUGGCUAAGUUGUAUUUGGCACGGCAUUUAGCCAUCAUCUGCCUCAGCUCAAUCCCCAUUACUUACCUGAGUACUUACUAUGCCCGUCAGAAGCAGAACGAGUUCACCUGUGCCCUGGGUGAGCCGCCUGACACUAGCAGCAUUCCUGAAUUGCGGUUAAAUGUUAAUUGCAAACUGCCAGCUGUGCAGCUCCAGCGCAUAAUGGCUGCUGUGGAUAUCGCCUUGCUCUGUACUAUGAACCUUAUCAUCCUUUUGAACUUGCUGCAUUUGUUUGUAGUGCGCAAGUCCAACUUUGUCUUCGACAAGCUACACAAAGUGGGCAUUAAAACACGCAGGCGCUGGCAAAAGUCACAGUUUUGUGACAUCAAUAUUCUGGCCAUGUUCUGUAAUGAGAACAGAGACCACAUUAAGUCUCUUAACAGACUGGACUUUAUCACUAAUGAGAGUGACCUCAUGUAUGAUAAUGUGGUGCGGCAGCUGUUGGCAGCCUUAGCUCAGUCCAACCACGAUGCCACUCCGACUGUGAGAGACUCUGGUAUCCAGACUGUUGACCCCAGUAUGAACCCAUCUGUGCUUGGUGUAGGAGAUCUGGGUGGAGAACCCUCAGUAAUCAAAAGACCCCGCAAGAAAAUGAAAUGGAUCCCCACAUCUAACCCUUUGCCACAGUCCUUUAAAGAACCCCUCACUCUAACCAGGCUGGAAAAUAGUAUGAAGGCAGAAAAACCUAAACCAGUGCGGAGGAAGAAUGAAAGCAUUAUGGCUCCACUUCUGGACAGUAAGAGCACACAACAUCCUCCUACUACCAAAGCUGCAGAAACAUAUAAUAUAGAGAAGAAACACACUCUUAAUCUCACACUGGAUGUUCAUCCUUAUAUGCUAACCAUUCAGAAAGCAAAAGCAGAAACAGUGAACCCCGACCCACCCCCUGUUGAGCACUCUCUUGACAAUGUGUAUAUUGAGGGCCCACAUACAGUUGGCCAUAUCUCCUCUUCUCUAACUGAGAAGAAAGAUUCUCCUCCACUGUCCACAACCACUGCCUUCUCCACAGCCACACUCUCCACAACAUCCUAUAUGAAUGGUGGUACAACCAACCUGCCUCCAUCAGACUCCCUGAAGGUCAAGGAUCCUCUCAAUCAGGGGGCUGAACCUGAGAGCCAACCUAGGCCUUUCAGCAGAAACCCCUCACACCCACUGCUGAGCAUCCAUCACACUUUGUAUGAGGAAGAGGAGGAGCAAAGCAGAAGAGCCAGACUAGCCAGACCUGGCGAGCUGAUUGCUGCUGGAGAGUGCUGAAGGCAAAUGCAGAUAAACAUGUGCACGUACUCACACACAAAUGCAAUAGCACUUAGAAUAUGAAUUGAAGCACAAAGGAAUAUGCUGGUUUUUAGGUGAUGUUUUUGGUUUUCCAGUUAUGUGUGGAUCUCUGAUUAAUACAUUUUUAGAGAUAACGAUUAUGGGACAUUGGGGUAGGCAAUGUUGAGAUGUUAUACAGUAACACAUUCACACUGUGACAAGGAGGAGGGUGUGGCCGGGCCGUGAGUGUGCACAGCUGGCGCUAAGUCAAUUAAUUAGUGGGAGAGAGAGAUAAAGGGGAGCCGGAGAUGCCAGUUCGGGAGAGAGAGAGACACACACGACCAUGCUGUGUGUGUGUGUUUAUGUUUGUUUUAUGUUGUUUUAAGUUGCGUUUAUGUCAUUAAAGUUUACGUUGACUGUUCUGCCAGUUCCCGCCUCCUCCUUGCCCAUCCCUUACCCGUUACAUUGGUGCUGAAACCCGGGAAGGAGGAGGGAUGCGUUGUCAUGGAGUCUCUAUGCCGCUGCCAUCCGCCAGGGGAGGAGCCGCGGCCGGGAGUCGGAGGAACCGCUGCCAUCCACCAGGAAGGGGAGGAGCCGUUCCAUCCGCCAGGGGUCGGAGGACUCGCUGCCGUCCGCCCAGGGAGGAGCGGCUGUCGUCCGCCUGAGGACCAGGCAACGGCGUGCAAGUUUUUCCUCUCUCUCUCCACUCUCUCUCUCCCUGUGUCUCUCCCGCUCACCCUUUCCCUCUCCCCUCUCCCUCCCCUCAUCUCUCCCUAGGUUCCCAGGAGGCGAGGUGGACCAUUGGCUGGCUGAACAGCUAGAAGGGCAGCGUCUCCUCUGCAGAGAUGGGGGGGUUGGGGUAUGCCAGUCCAGAUGGCACCCCGGCCUGAAUCGGGCAGGGGAGGAGUGUCACGAGGAGGAGGGCGUGGCCGGGCCGUGAGGUUGCUUGGCCAGCGCUGAGUUAAUUAAUCAGAGAGAGAGAUAAAGGGGAGCUGGAGAUGCCAGUUUGGGAGAAAGACACCCAAGACGUUGUUGCUUACCCUAUGGGUUGAUGUGUCCCCUAUAACAUUCCAAAUGAAGGCAGACGCACAUAAAAUUUAUUUUUAUUUUUUAUUUUAUUUUAUUUUUUGCAAAAAGCACGAUUUGUUCAUUUAUAACAUUAAUUUUAAUGCAGUUUCAUUAACUUUAACACGCACAUUUUUUUCACAGAUAUCAAGAGGUAUCCAACGCAAUACACUUUAUGUAUUCUUAAAAUAUGCAACCUCACAUUAUUAUUGUUGCAAUAAUAUGCAGAUAUGGAAUGUAUAUACUAAGCUGUAUAGAAAAAAAAUGUCUUCUUACAUUUAAUAAUAUGAAAUAUUUUAGUCAUUUUCCUUGUUCAAAAAUGAUCAUCACUAUGGUAAUUUACAAAACCCAUGGCUUGUUUAUCCACACACCUUCUGUGCACUUAUUCAAUGGAAUUGAAUCAGUCUAGGUCUCUGGGUCAAAGUGUUAAAGACAUUCAACUCUAGAUCAUCAAAGAGGAACAAAUGGAUUCUUACACCAGCUUUUUUGAAUUGACAGUGUUAUGAGGGGAGGAUUUCAACUUCUUUAGCAAAGUGCUGUUUGACCUUUUCAAAUUGAAGAGGAAAACAUGCCUUUGAUAUCUGGUUCACCAUCACAUGAACCACAACUCAUGGAUAUUGUCAUUUUGCCUUUGUAAAUCCUGCUUAAAACAUUUGAUAUUCACUGAUGCACCUUGUGCUGAUGUAUAACAAAUAGCUUGCCAAAAACAAAUUACACUGAUUGUGAAAAGCGCACAAGAACUCACGACACUUAUAAUCCAAGAGCACCUUUAACCACAAGGCAUGAGCUUGAUAUUGGGAAAUAACUACUGCAGCUCACUGUUUUUUCUAGCACAUACCAUGAUUCAAGUGCAAUAUUUUGAUAACGAUUAUAUGUUAUAGGGAACAAAGAUCAUGAAUGACAAUACCAUUUGAGUGGAAAGAACCAUGGCUUUUUAGAUCUGAAAAUACUUUGGUGGUAUGAUGGGUGCUAAUCUCACACUUGAAAAUCUAGUAUUGUGACUGUAUGAAUAGCACUCAGUCCUUGAGCUGACAUGUCCAAAUUGUGUUAGACAAGGUAUGUGUCAAAAAAGUUGUCUUAAAGUCAUGAUUAUUUUUUCCACAUACAUAUUACCUUGUACUAUUUGUUAUAUUAUGUUGAAAGCUUGUAAAUUAAUAUUUUUAUAGCACCAAAUUAUGAUUUUAUUACUUUUAUUUUUUAGUUUCUUUUGUCUAUUUCUGUUCCACAAACUAAGCUGGGAUUUCUUGAAAAUGUGUUUAUAUACAGUAUAUUCAUGGAGCUGCAGCAUUUCAAGAAAGUAACCUGCAUUUAGAAAUCAAUUAGACUAUGCUAAAAAAAAAAAAAUUAUAAAAACAACAAAAAAAAAAAACAAAAAAAAAGAGAGAAAAGAA